AUGAUCGCUUUCCUUCUGCUUCUCCUUUGCGGGCUUCAGGGAACGGUGCUCGCUCUGCGCGGAUAUUGCACCGCGAGUCAGUGUUACGCGAUUUUUUUGGGAGCAACAAACUUCAAGGGAGCGCAGAAUAAGUGCCAAGAUUUUAAUGGGAACUUGUUGUUGUUCCUCGACGUGGAGGAGCAGGGGCAUUUACUAACCGAUUUGAGGGGGAGUUUUUGGUACGGCUCUCCCGAGGCAAAUGUCCAAAACUGCACUUCAUUCUCCGUUUGGGAAGGAGAAAACGUGACGACCCAUACGAUCCCGUGUGGCAACCAGCUUGAUGGUUACUUUUGCCAGUACCCAAAUGCGGAUCCUUGUGGAGCCAUCCCUGGUGGAGCAGACGCCCAGGUGAUGUACACGGCCCCGAUGGGCUUUGUUAUGAACACUUCGCGUCACUUCCCUGUCGGAACACUCGCAUUAGCGCAAAAGACACCCCGUUACCCGGAUGCUAAGUAUUUGUGUUUCGAAUCAAGUUGGCUGAAAGCUCCGUGGAACUGCGAGGUGUUGGACGGAGGCUGCGAGCAAAGCUGCAACUCCACAUCUGGCACCUGCGCGUGCCCGCAUGGCGUCUAUCUCCACGCCAACCUCAUCAGCUGCAGCGAUGACCCGUGUGACCGUUGCGCGCACAAGUGUCACCGCCCCACGCGCGCCUGCGAUUGCCACGCCGGCUACGAACUGGAUCCGGAUGGGAAAAGCUGCGUGGAUGUGGACGAGUGCGAAGAGAUGGACGUUUGCGUGGAUGAGAGCGAGGAGUGCGUGAACAUUCCAGGUCAUUUCAAGUGCACCUGCAGAGAUGGGUUCGAUUUAGAAGAAGGCAAGUGCGUGGAUGUCAGGAUCUGUGCGAAAUGUGAGCACAUGAAGUGCGUGAAAUCCAACGGUGUGUAUGCGUGUGAGUGUGGCGAGGGGUUUAAAGUGUCACCACAAGACCCCACUAAAUGUGUGAUGUACUGCGACCAGCAGGACUGCCUGGCUAAUUGCAUCUCAAAUCCUGACUUGGAGGAGAGGGACAUGCAUCAGUGCUUCUGUCCUGAUGGCUACAUCAAUGACAUCCGCAACAAAACUGCCUAUUGCACUGACAUCAAUGAAUGUGAGAUCCAGGCGCAGUGUGAACACAAUUGUGAAAAUCUAUUUGGGAGCUUCGUGUGUUCAUGUAAUGAGGGAUACGAGCUGUUUGACGAGUACAUGUGCGUGCACCCAGAUGAGCCCGAUUGGACCCCGUCGGAACCCGCGAAGCCCGAUCUACGUCCGGCCACCCUGCCGUCUUAUGUAAAAGCAGGCAGCAUACUUGGAAUUAUUGUGUUCGUGUUGCUUUGCCUGGUGCUGCUCUACUUCCUUAUCAGGAAUUUGGCCAAACGUUGUGGCAGUCUUGAGCUUGCAUCCCUCAAGGGCCCCGAUAUGGAUAUUUUUUACCUGCAGCAAGUCACCACGGAGACAUACAAGCGGUUAUCUUUUGACAAACAGUCGCGAUGUGACUCGCAAAGACUUUAA
Molecule: messenger RNA, 1527 nt
Organism: Nerophis lumbriciformis (worm pipefish)
Lineage: Eukaryota; Metazoa; Chordata; Actinopteri; Syngnathiformes; Syngnathidae
Source: RefSeq, a predicted model, not a curated record